Messenger RNA from Protomyces lactucae-debilis, 699 nucleotides. RefSeq names its product Isochorismatase-like protein. The transcript has a single exon. The coding region runs from base 1 to 699 and encodes 232 amino acids. The record is from RefSeq and is a predicted model, not a curated record. Lineage: Eukaryota; Fungi; Ascomycota; Taphrinomycetes; Taphrinales; Protomycetaceae.
AUGAGCCAACAACUCCAACGUCGCAAGUCAGCCAUGACCAUGCCAGCAAAACCACUGCCAGGUCUAGCAGAUGCCCUCUGUGAUCGCGCAAAAGUGGCCGUCCUGUCCCUAGACUGUCAAAAGGGUUUCUUUACAAAACAACCUGCGGCAGAGCUAGCCAUUAUCCCUCAAGCAGUACAAGUGUUGACAUGUGCACGCCAACGACUGUUGACGGUGAUUCACUCUGGCUUAGGGUAUGAAGCGGGUCGACCAGAGGCGCACUUUGGCAACCUCCUCUUUCGCCGUAUCAUGCCUGGCAAAGUAGCCAAUUCCUUCUUGCUCAAGACAGAUGCAUCCUCCAACAUUUGUGAAGCUUUAUUGGGGCUAGGAGACAUUCGCGUGUACAAGACACGGGACUCUGCGUUUUCAGGGACGGAGCUAGACAUGGUGCUUCGAGCUAAGGAGAUUCGGACGUUGGUGUUGUUUGGGCUGAGCGAUACGGUAGUCUCGACGGCAUUGGCUGCGUACAACUUGGACUACACGGUGCUAGUGGUGGCGGAUGCUGUGUAUGAGGAAGACGCAGAGGUACGCAGUGUCCUGCUGGAGAAGCUGUUACUGCGGUGUGCCAUAGUCUGUUCGACUGCGGCGUUUGUGGACUUUUUCAAGCGUGUGGAUGUGGAGAGCCUUGCGAUGAGCGACAUGAGCGAUGAUGAGCAGUAG